This is a messenger RNA of Myxocyprinus asiaticus (Chinese sucker), 3652 nucleotides long. It is a transcript of the gene cacng3b, whose product is annotated as calcium channel, voltage-dependent, gamma subunit 3b. Gene Ontology annotation, molecular function: channel regulator activity; voltage-gated calcium channel activity. NCBI's taxonomy places the organism in Eukaryota, Metazoa, Chordata, Actinopteri, Cypriniformes, Catostomidae. Gene Ontology annotation, biological process: regulation of AMPA receptor activity; calcium ion transport; neurotransmitter receptor transport, postsynaptic endosome to lysosome. The record is from RefSeq and is a predicted model, not a curated record. The transcript has 4 exons. Gene Ontology annotation, cellular component: AMPA glutamate receptor complex; postsynaptic density membrane. The coding region runs from base 822 to 1751 and encodes 309 amino acids.
UCACCGUUGACAGCAACGCUGCACGGCAAUUACAAAUGCUGGGAUUAUGUUAAUUUAAAUGAUCGCUUUUUGAUAGGUGCCUUCAUAACGUUGCUGCUCCCCGUAAUCAAAAGUCAUUAUUUUUUUCAUGUAUUUUUUAUUCGCCGGAUCACAAAGGGAAUUUUGGACAGAAACUAGCUGAUCGUGAAGUGGGAUAUUUACUCUUCUCUCGUGUUUUAGAAGAAAAUACCGGACGCAUUCGCUGAGGAAAGGUGUUUUCCGAUGGAUUAACAAAGGACAAUAUUUUCUUUACUUUUUCCCUAUUCAUAAAUAGAAUCUUUUUUUAUUUUUUAUUUCGUCAAACAAACAAAAAUGUAUACAUAAAAAAAAAAUAUUAAUAAUAAUAAUAUUUUUUUUUUAGGUAACAGUUCCGCUUUAAUAUUAAAUAGCCGAUAUAUGGUAGAAUUCUUCGAACCUGUGUCAUCUUCCAAGCUGGAGCCUCAGUUGUAAAAUGCUGCGAUGCUAAUGAGAGACUGUUCUUCGACAACAAUUUUUCACAGAAUGACAAACAAAUAGCUCUCGUUCUCUAUCUUCCACGGAUGCCUGUCUCUCAGCUUUAACGAUGGAAACAUUGUGAGAAGGCAUUAGACUGUGACGGACGCUUUCGAGAACUUGAGAAGCUGCAACAGCGACCGCAACAGUCUCGAGACCCUAUAAACAAACACAUAAUAAUGGCUUUUGAAGUCGAUUGGAGCGUGGAGUCCGCACACCAGGCAGGCUAGGAGGUUUUUGAGAGACACUGAGCAUAUUGUUUUAACCCCCCAUCCUGAAAUGAGGCAAAAAUGUUGAUGUGUGACAGAGGAGUCCAGAUGCUCAUUACCACAGUGGGCGCUUUCGCCGCUUUCAGCCUGAUGACUAUUGCUGUGGGAACGGACUACUGGCUGUACUCACGAGGAGUGUGCCGGGUCAAAAGUAAUAACGAAAACGAGACGAGCAGGAAGAAUGAGGAAGUCAUGACCCAUUCAGGGCUGUGGAGAACCUGCUGUCUAGAAGGAACAUUUAGAGGUGUCUGCAAGAAGAUUGACCACUUUCCAGAGGAUGCAGAUUAUGAACAGGAUGCAGCGGAAUAUUUACUACGAGCAGUGAGAGCAUCCAGUAUCUUCCCCAUCAUGAGUGUUGGACUUCUGUUCAUGGGAGGUCUAUGUGUGGCAGCCAGUGAGUUUUACAGGAGCAGACACAAUGUCAUCCUAAGUGCAGGAAUCUUCUUUGUCUCUGCUGGCCUAAGUAACAUCAUAGGAAUUAUUGUGUACAUAUCUGCCAAUUCGGGUGACCCUGGCCAGAGCGACUCGAAGAAGAGCUACUCGUACGGCUGGUCUUUCUAUUUUGGCGCUCUGUCUUUCAUAAUGGCUGAGAUGGUGGGUGUGCUUGCUGUGCACAUGUUCAUCGAGAAGCACCGAAAGCUGCGUGCAAAAUCCCGCACCGAGCUCAUCAAGAAGUCAGCCUUCAGCCGCAUUCCCAGCUACCGUUAUCGAUUCCGCCGACGCUCCAGCUGCCGCUCCAGUGAGCCUGCCUCUCGCGAUGCUUCACCCAUGGGCAAGAGUGGAUACACGGGUCCUGCUGCGGCAGAUAUCUCUAUGUACACCCUAUCUAGGGAUCCUUCCAAGGCUGCAAUGGGUGCCUUGCUCAACUCUGAGAGAGAGUUUUUGCAGGCUCACAACACCAACACGAAGGACUUUAAAGAUGCGGCGAACAGGAGGACCACUCCAGUCUGAGAGAGGUGCAAACUUAGGGUCUUCACGGGGUAACUACGUAUAAGCGCAUAAGAAGUGCAUUGGCCAAGACGCUAAAACCUAAGACUUGAGCUGGACCCCAGCAGGAAGAAUUCACUCGAGGCCUGCAGGGCUAUAACCCUCUUUCUAUAACAGUAUAUAUAAAUAUAGAUGGUAAUUGUUAGAUCAUUGGUGCUUCCUUUUAAUCCUCAUUUUUCAGUCACUGUUUCUGUCUUUUCACCCUCUAAUCAAAUACAUCCCUCCCCCUAAGGGCUACUGGAGUAGAAUGCUAGUCCUUUCCUCUAUGUCAUUUGAUAUUAAAGUACUGCAUUUGGAAUUCCUGAAAUGCGCAAGGUAACUUAGUGAAACUGUGAAGCCCUAUGAGGGGGAGGAUUGUAAAGCUUCUGAAAGUUUAACCGAAAGGUUGUAACACUACUCGCCUUAUGCAAAGCUCAGUAGCCCAUAACUGGUGAGUGCCUCUUCACACUCACAAGAUUGUAUACAUUGUUGGUUUCUCUCCUGGGUUGGACAUAAAGCCUGCGUUUAGUGUCACUGUUUCCAGCUUAAAAUGCCAUGCUUGACCAUGGGGUGAUGACCUCCACUCAUCCCACCUACAGGGGGCAAUGCUGCCUCUGCUCACCACUGCUUUUUUGCCCUCUCCUCAAAAGCUAUUUCACUGGGUUCUGCAUGCCAUCCACAAAGUUUUUUUUUUUUUUUAAAGGAAUAGUUCACCCAAAAAUUCUGUCAUCAUUUAAGCACCCUCAUAUUGUUCCAAACUUGUAUAGCUUUCUUUGAUACGUGGAACACAAAAGUAGAUGUUAGGUAAAAAGUAGAUGUUAAAAUGUUAGAAAAACUUUAGCCUGGGUCACCAUACCAUUUCACAUCCAUUAAUUGGCUCUUUCAUUCUACUCUCUUCUCUCCACCAACAGCUGGUGUGUGGUGAGUGUACUGGCGCACUAUGGCUGCCGUCACACAUUCUAGGUCAGGGGUUCUCAACGGGGGCGUUCAAAUGAUGCCAGGGGACACUGAGAGGAAAUUAGUAGAGAGAGGGGCAUUAGGUUACAAAUGGGGGCUUUUAUCAGUCAUAAUAAUCAAAUCUAUCGUCAAGUUCCUCUUUGCAUUAAAACGUUCAUCUAGACUUGGAGUAUAUCAGUUGUUUCUCAAUUAUACGGGUUGGAAUGCAUUUGUACUGCAGUUCAUCUGAUUUUGAAGUCUAGCGACGCAUCUGAAGUAUCUGGUUUAGCAGCAUCAAAUACACAGGUGGAGGCACAACCUUGGCUAAUGCACCUGUAUGGCUCUGUAGAUGGAUACAUCUCAAUGGACAGAGCAUCUUGAGCGCAAAGCUCUUAAACUCGCAGCUCUGCGAGAAUCAGUGAGAAGCAAGGCGUGAGAAGCGGAAACCAUUUGAAUUCGGCACAGAAUUCUACAUCACCACCCUUGAAUUUACUAUAGUAACACUAACUGUACUUUAGGCAGAAACAGAUUGAUAAUAAAUAUUAUCAUAUCACUGCUUCAGCUCUAUUAAAUUUAUCAUAGACUACGUGAAGGAAUUAAAUUAAAUAUUUAUAUUUUGUAUUAAUUGUUUUUACAUGUGUUUAGUGUAGGUCUACUGUUUGUAAUUACAAAAAUGCCAUAGUUUGUUUUAUAGAAAUCAUGUUACAACUAACCAUGGUAGUGAAGAUCCAUGCUUCCUACUAUGGUUUUGUUACAAAUACCACUGUUAAAACUAUAAAAAUAAAUAAUAAAUUAAGAUUUUCAAAAAGGCAAAUGUAAAAUAUAUUAACAAAAUCACUUUUAUUAUUAGUUUCUGUCUUUGCAUUUUCAUUUUAUAGGCCCCAGAUAUAGCCCUCCAUCUGCAUGAAUUCAAGAAACGCAAGAUUUGGUCUCACAUUCAUGAUGCGUAA